Priceomyces carsonii is the source of this 1491-nucleotide messenger RNA. It is a transcript of the gene ATP1, whose product is annotated as F1F0 ATP synthase subunit alpha. NCBI's taxonomy places the organism in Eukaryota, Fungi, Ascomycota, Pichiomycetes, Serinales, Debaryomycetaceae. Bases 1 to 1491 code for a protein of 496 amino acids. The record is from RefSeq and is a predicted model, not a curated record. Gene Ontology annotation, biological process: proton motive force-driven ATP synthesis; proton transmembrane transport. The transcript has a single exon. Gene Ontology annotation, molecular function: ADP binding; ATP binding; proton-transporting ATP synthase activity, rotational mechanism.
AUGAAGGUUAGAGGAUCAAAUAGUGCCUCUUACAAUUUUAUUAAGCAUUGUACUAACUUAUAUCUUAGUGAUGGUAUCGCUCGUGUUUUCGGUUUAAACAAUAUCGGAGCUGAAGAAUUGGUUGAAUUCUCUUCAGGUGUCAAAGGUAUGGCCUUGAACUUGGAUGCUGACCAAGUCGGUAUUGUGUUAUUUGGUUCAGACAGAUUGGUCAAGGAAGGUGAAACCGUCAAGAGAACUGGUAAGAUUGUCGAAGUUCCAACUGGUCCAGAAUUAUUGGGUAGAGUUGUUGAUGGUUUAGGUAACCCAAUUGAUGGUAAGGGUCCAUUGAAUGCAUCUCACUCCUCGAGAGCUCAAGUUAAAGCUCCAGGUAUCUUACCAAGAAGAUCUGUUUACGAACCAAUGCAAACUGGUUUGAAGGCAGUUGACGCUUUAGUCCCAAUUGGUAGAGGUCAAAGAGAAUUGAUCAUUGGUGAUCGUCAAACUGGUAAGACCGCUGUUGCUUUAGAUGCCAUCUUAAACCAAAAGAGAUGGAAUAACGGUAGCGACGAGAAGAAGAAGUUGUACUGUGUUUACGUUGCUGUUGGUCAAAAGAGAUCUACUGUUGCUCAAUUAGUGCAAACUUUAGAACAAAACGAUUCAUUGAAAUACUCUAUCGUUGUUGCUGCUACUGCAUCCGAAGCUGCUCCUUUGCAAUAUAUUGCUCCUUUCACUGCUACUGCUAUUGGUGAAUGGUUCAGAGAUAAUGGAAAACACGCUUUGAUUGUUUUCGAUGAUUUGUCUAAGCAAGCUGUUGCUUACCGUCAAUUGUCAUUGUUAUUGAGACGUCCACCAGGAAGAGAAGCUUACCCUGGUGAUGUUUUCUACUUGCACUCUAGAUUGUUAGAAAGAGCUGCUAAGAUGUCUGAUGCUUUAGGUGGUGGUUCUUUGACCGCUUUGCCAAUCAUUGAAACCCAAGGUGGUGAUGUCUCAGCUUAUAUUCCAACUAACGUUAUUUCUAUUACUGAUGGUCAAAUUUUCUUGGAAGCUGAAUUGUUCUACAAGGGUAUUAGACCAGCUAUCAAUGUUGGUUUGUCUGUCUCUCGUGUCGGUUCUGCUGCUCAAGUCAAGGCCAUGAAGCAAGUUGCUGGUUCCAUGAAGUUGUUCUUGGCUCAAUACAGAGAAGUCGCUGCUUUCGCUCAAUUCGGUUCCGAUUUGGAUGCUUCAACUAAGCAAACUUUGAACAGAGGUGAAAGAUUGACCCAAUUAUUGAAACAGAACCAAUACUCUCCACAAGCUGCUGAGGAACAAGUUCCAGUUAUCUACGCUGGUGUUAACGGUUUCUUGGAUUCUGUUCCUGUUGAAAGAGUCGGUGAAUUCGAAGAAGGAUUUUUGUCCAGCUUGAAAUCCAAUCAACCAGAAAUUUUGGAUGCCAUCAGAGACAAGGGUGAAUUAUCUAAAGAAUUAUUAGACAAGUUGAAAUCUGCUACUGAAUCCUUCGUCGCAAGCUUCUAA